AUUGUCAAAAAGUUUAAAUUUGUAAAAUUUUAAAUGGAGUAUGCAGAACUAUUAAUCUAAUAAUCUAAAAGCUCAGCUUCUAAAUUUUAAAUACUCCCAAUGGAUAAAAAAAACCGUAAAGUAUCAUGAAAGAACAUAUUUCAAUAAUACAUUUUCCAGGCACUUUGCAUUUCAAUUAGUCGAGCUCAUGCGACGGUGUUAAGAUGCUGGAAGUUAGCUGUCGGCUGUGCGGAAGACAGAGAAUCUGCGAACAGAGCAAGAAACUUUUUGAUUUGGAAAAUAAGAAACUAUUGAGGCAUUUGUUCUUGAUAACUGGGCUUAAGUUAGAGGUGCUGCCCAAUGCACCCGAAUCCAUGUGUCUGUGCUGUCAGUCCGAUCUCAGAUCGGCUUUGGCAUUCCGUAAGCUCUGCAUCAAGGUUCAGAAAAGGUGGAAUCCCAGCGUUACGGAAAUUUCCGGAUGGUCUGACUCUGAUACAGAGAUAGAGACUCAGCAGGAAAAGAAACGCGAACACCUGCAGACCAAAACUAAUAGAGAGAGCGACGAUGACAUCAGGAUGCCGCAGAAAAUGUAUCAAAUAUUGAUUGAAGAGGACAACUCGGACAAUUUGCUCAUAUGCGAUUCAGCUGGGGAAGAGGAGCCAUUUGAUACACUAAAACGAACUGUUGUAGAAGCUCCGCCACCGGAAUCUGUCCAGCGUGAAAGGCACAGGAAUAGGCUCAAAUCGAAGCCAGAAGAUUUGGUUUAUAUAUGCGAAAUGUGCGGAGUUCAUGCUACCUCGAAGCCAGUUUUCGAACGCCAUAUGAGAAAGCACUCCGGAGAACGGCCGUUUGCUUGCGAGGAGUGUGCUGCGCGGUUCCUCAGCGCCGCCGAGCUGCGUGCCCACCUCCGCGUCCACACUAAAGAGCAGCCGUUCGCAUGUCGCUUCUGCGAGAGGAAAUAUGUAAGCUACAUGGGCAGGCUGAAGCAUGAGAGGAUCCACACCAACGAGCGACCCUUUGUUUGUGCUGAAUGCGGGCAGACCUUCACAAAUGCCUAUAUUCUAAAGAAUCACAUGCUCAUCCACUCUGGGGAGAGACGAUUCCAGUGCGAUCUUUGCAAUCGUUCCUUCCAAAGGAAGACCCAUAUGGUGACGCACUUCCGAUCGCGAUUGCACAAAAGAAAGGCGGAGGAGGAUCAGAAAAACAAAAUUAGAGUUAUUCCGCAGGAGCUAUAAAAGAUAAUCUUUUAUUAUUACUAUAUCUAAUGGAAAAUUUAUUAGAUUUGGGGAAACUUAAAAAGCAAAUAACAUUUCA
This is a messenger RNA of Drosophila serrata, 1293 nucleotides long. RefSeq names its product ouija board (gene ouib). The record is from RefSeq and is a predicted model, not a curated record. Gene Ontology annotation, cellular component: nucleus. Lineage: Eukaryota; Metazoa; Arthropoda; Insecta; Diptera; Drosophilidae. Gene Ontology annotation, molecular function: zinc ion binding.